Molecule: messenger RNA, 1018 nt
Organism: Spodoptera litura
Lineage: Eukaryota; Metazoa; Arthropoda; Insecta; Lepidoptera; Noctuidae
Product: TWiK family of potassium channels protein 7-like
Biological process (GO): stabilization of membrane potential; potassium ion transmembrane transport
Cellular component (GO): plasma membrane
Molecular function (GO): potassium ion leak channel activity; outward rectifier potassium channel activity
Source: RefSeq, a predicted model, not a curated record
GAGAUCACAGUGUCUUUGAACAUUUUGUAUAAGGAGAACUGGACAAGGUUGGCAGCUCAGGAGAUUGCCAGGUUCCAAGAGAAGUUGGUGGCAAGGGUAGCCGCUGAUGUUUCCGCACAAUAUGGUGGUGCAAGGGCCUUGGAGUCAGCUCCUGCGUUGGUCGUUGAUGACUACGAGUGGAACUUUGCGAAAGCAUUCCUGUAUUCUCUGACUGUUCUCACUACUAUCGGUUACGGGAGCGUUGCACCUAGGACAGCACUAGGAAAAGCGGUCACCAUAGGGUAUGCAGUUAUAGGUAUACCUCUAACACUUUUAUACCUGUCUGUGGUAGGAGCAUUGCUAUCACGACUAGCUAGGAGCGUCUUCAGCAGAGCACUAUGUUGCUGUCUUUGCACAAAAUGCGGCUACUGUUGCCUCGACGAGAGGACAAUGACUAGCAAAGAAAGAAAGGAAAAAGUUAGAAGACAAGAUGAUUUCAGACAUCAGACCUUGCAUCUACAGGAACCUUAUUACGUCAGGUCUCCGUCAGGGACCAUUAUAUCCGCGUCACAAGCACACAGCGUCAGUACAAACUCAAUCAAAGACAAGACUCAAGGACUAAGCUUUCUAAGAGAUUGUGACUCCAUGAGUUGCACCGAUACAGACUCCAAAGUAUCCUUACGAGGAUUCUCAAUCUUAGCUCCUAUUGCGUUAUGUUUAGCGGCGAUUUUUACUUACAUCUUCUUUGGAGCUCUGGUUCUUUAUCAGUUAGAAGGAUGGAGUCCUAUCGAUGGAGUUUAUUUUUGCUUUAUGAGUCUCAGCACGAUUGGUUUUGGACACUUAGCGCCUGGUGCGACACAGAAGAACGGUGCAUCAUCAGGUACCGUGUGGUUUUGCUCAAUUUAUAUCAUGACUGGCCUAGCACUCACUGCAAUGUGUUUCAAUGUUCUACACGACGAGAUUGUUCAUCGGUUGAGGCACCACGAAAAGGUUUUAAAAGCGAACAAUCAGAAGGUUUUAACAUCAGAAUUCCUUCAUA